Molecule: messenger RNA, 1590 nt
Organism: Colletotrichum tamarilloi
Lineage: Eukaryota; Fungi; Ascomycota; Sordariomycetes; Glomerellales; Glomerellaceae
Product: amino acid permease
Exons: 5
Coding region: 1-1590 (529 amino acids)
Biological process (GO): transmembrane transport; amino acid transport
Cellular component (GO): membrane
Molecular function (GO): transmembrane transporter activity
Source: RefSeq, a predicted model, not a curated record
AUGGACAACGACAUGAAGAAAGAUACCGCCGCGGCUCUGGGAAGAAUCGAUUCCCAGUCACAAACCGACGUUGUCAAUGGCGACGACCUGCGCCUCGCCCAACUCGGGCAUGCGCAGGAGUUGAAGAGACAAUUCUCGUUGCCGGCGUUGGGAGCUCUGUGUCUCUGUCUCAUGGCAACAUGGGAGGCAUUGUCAACAGUUGUUGCGCCAGCUUUGGUUAGCGGGGGCGCACCUUGUCUGUUCUACAACCUCAUCAUCUCCACAAUUUGCACCAUUUGCAUCGCCUCAUCGCUCGGAGAAAUCGCUUCAAUUUAUCCGACUGCUGGAGGUCAAUACCAUUGGGUCGCCGCAUUAUGCCCACCAUCGACUCGAUCCGCGGCAGCAUUUACAACCGGAUGGAUUUCCGUGGGUGGCCAGGUUGUUCUGACCUCCUCGGCCGCCUUCGCAGCCGGUCUCCAGACCCAGGCCCUCAUCAUCCUCAACGAUGAUUCAUAUCUCCCACAAAGAUGGCAGGGAAUGCUGUUCUACUGGGCGAUCUUGAUAUAUGGAAUGGCUAUGAAUAUCUGGGGUCACAGACUUCUCCCCACCGCCAAUCUUUUGUCCGGUGUCCUCCACGUCGUCGGUUUCCUCUCCAUCUUGAUAGUGCUAGGCGUCAUGGCACCCAAGAACUCGGCCUCGUUCGUCUUCACUGAAUUCGUCAACUCCAGUGGUUGGGAGAGUGAUGGCGUCUCAUGGCUCGUCGGACUCAUCAGCGCCGUCUAUCCCUUCCUCGGUUACGACGCCGCCUGCCACUUGGCCGAGGAAAUGCCCAACGCCAGCCGCAACGUCCCAAUCGCCAUGGUCGGCAGCGUCGUCGUCAACGGCAUCAUGGGCCUCGUCUACGGCACCGUCCUCCUCUUCUGCACCGGUCCCCUCGAAGCCCUCCUCUCAACCCCGACAGGGUUCCCCUUUAUGCAAAUAUUUAUGGACGUGACAAAGUCCUACGGCGGCGCGACCUUCAUGUCCCUCAUGAUCAUCCUCACCGCCAUUGCCGCCACCGUCGCCGGCAUCACGUCCACCUCGCGAACGCUGUGGGCUUUCGCCCGAGACAAGGCCACGCCGUAUGAUCAUUACCUCAGCAAGGUCAAUAAGCGCCAGCAGAUCCCCGUCCACUCCGUCGUUCUCGUCACGGUUCUCCAGAUGUUGCUUGGAUUCAUCUACCUCGGCAACACAACCGCGUUCAACGCUAUUCUGUCCAUGGCUAUCAUCGGGAUGUACCUUAGCUACAUCAUCCCCAUCGUGUACAUGCUGGUGCACGGCAGGAAGAACUUGAGCCGUUCCGACUUCGGCCCCUUCAAGCUUGGUCCCGUCUUGGGCCCCAUCUUGAAUGUCAUCAGUUUGAUCUGGAUGACUGUGGUGAUCAUCUUCAGCACCUUCCCCUCGGCGAUGCCCGUUACCCCGCAGAACAUGAAUUAUUCGAUUGUUGUAAUGGCUGGGUGGCUGGCCUUUGGCGUGGUCUACUACAUCUCAUUUGGGCGGAAGAAGUUCGAGGUACCCGCUGUUGAUAACGUUGUGACUGGCGUCUCCGUUCACACGGAAGUUGUAGUUUAG